This is a messenger RNA of Epinephelus lanceolatus (giant grouper), 2852 nucleotides long. Its product is annotated as tripartite motif-containing protein 16-like. NCBI's taxonomy places the organism in Eukaryota, Metazoa, Chordata, Actinopteri, Perciformes, Serranidae. The record is from RefSeq and is a predicted model, not a curated record. Gene Ontology annotation, molecular function: zinc ion binding; protein binding.
AGUCUGUUAACGUCCCUUUCCAGGAUGGAGAAAGUCGUCACUGGUGUCAGGACUGUGCUGCUGUCUUUCAAAAGGAUCAACUAGGAUGAAUUUUCCAUCUUUCUUGUAAUGUAUUUCAGAUAUUGUAAUCAUUACAUACUUUAAUCAAACUGUAUUUUUGGAGAUCAGAAGAGCUAAUUCUGAAAACUGAGGAGUCAUCUCCAAACCAUCUGAUUCUAAGGAGAGUUUACCUCCUAAAAGUUGAAGUGUCCAGUGUUUUUAAUUGAGAAAUGAGCUCUGUAGCAAACUAGUGUUAAACACACAGUAUAAACUGCUCAUCCUCCUGGAAUGAAGCAAAGCUUGAUAACCCCUCCCUCCUCUUCCUGCUCUCAAACUCAGCCAGCUCCACUCUGUCUGCGUAUUUCCUUGUUCCCUCCCCUUCAGAUCUACAGUUUGAACCAACAUAGUGGUGAAGUGAGAGAGCUGACAGGCCCCAUUCACUGCACAAACACAUGCUGUUUAGAUCAGAGCUCAAACUACUUUGAGUUUUGAGAAAGUGAAACUCAGACAGUCGUUGUCACUGAGAGGUGAAAUGGCGCAGAAAGGAGUUCAGCUGGACAGAGAAACCUUCUCUUGUUCCAUCUGUCUGGAUCUACUGAAGGAUCCGGUGGCUACUCCCUGUGGACACAGCUACUGCAUGAACUGUAUUAAAAGCUUCUGGGAUGAAGAGGACAAGAAGAAAGUCCACAGCUGCCCUCAGUGCAGGCAGACCUUCACACCGAGGCCUGUCCUGCUGAAAAACACCAUGUUAGCAGUUUUAGUGGAGGAACUGAAGAAGACUGGACUCCAAGCUGCUCCUGCUGAUCACUGCUAUGCUGGACCUGAAGAUGUGGCCUGUGAUGUCUGCACUGGGAGAAAACUGAAAGCUCUCAAGUCCUGUCUGGUGUGUGUCGUCUCUUACUGUGAGCAGCACCUUCAGCCUCAUUAUGAUGUAGCUCAGUUAAAGAAACACAAGCUGGUGGACCCCUCCAACAAGCUCCAGGAGAAGAUCUGCUCUCGUCAUGAUGAGGUGAUGAAGAUGUUCUGCCGUACUGAUCAGCAGUGUAUCUGUUAUCUCUGCUCUGUGGAUGAACAUAAAGGCCACGACACAGUCUCAGCUGCAGCAGAGAGGACUGAGAGGCAGAGAGAGCUGGAGGUGAGUCGACAAAACAUCCAGCAGAGAAUCCAGGACAGAGAGAAAGAUGUGAAGCUGCUUCAACAGGAGGUGGAGGCUAUCAAUCGCUCUGCUGAUAAAGCAGUGGAGGACAGUGAGAAGAUCUUCACUGAGCUGAUCCGUCUGAUGGAGAAAAGACGCUCUGAUGUGAAGCAGCAGGUCAGAUCCCAGCAGGAAACUGAAGUGAGUGGAGUCAAAGAGCUUGAGGAGAAGCUGCAGCAGGAGAUCACUGAGCUGAAGAGGAAAGACGCUGAGCUGAUGAAGCUCUCACACACAGAGGAUCACACCCAGUUUCUACACAACUACUCCUCACUGUCACCACUCAGUGAAUCUACAGACUCAUCCAGCAUCAAUAUCCGUCCUCUGAGGUACUUUGAGGAUGUGACAGCGGCUGUGUCAGAGCUCAGAGAUAAACUACAGGAUGUUCUGAGAGAGAAAUGGACAAACAUCUCACAGACAGUGACUGAUGUGGAUGUUUUACUGUCAAAUUCACAACCAGAGCCCAAGAGCAGAGCUGGAUUCUUAAAAUAUUCACGUGAAAUCACACUGGAUCCAAACACAGCAAACACAUACCUGUUAUUAUCUGAGGGGAACAGGAAAGCAACAGUAAUUGGAAAACAACAAUCUUAUUCAAGUCACCCAGACAGAUUCACUGAUCGUUGGCAGGUCCUGAGUAGAGAGAGUCUGACUGGACGUUGUUACUGGGAGGUGGAGUGGAGAGGAGGAGGAGUUGAUGUAGCAGUCGCAUACAAGAAUAUCAGCAGAGCAGGGGUUGAGAGUAUAUUUGGAAACAAAGACAAAUCUUGGGUGCUGGUUUGUAGAAAAACCUGUUAUCAGUUCUGGUACAACAAAAUCAGCACUCCUGUCUCAGGUCCUCAGUCCUCCAGAGUAGGAGUGUACCUGGAUCACAGUGCAGGUAUUCUGUCCUUCUACAGCGUCUCUGAAACCAUGACUCUCCUCCACAGAGUCCAGACCACAUUCACUCAGCCUCUCUAUGCUGGACUUGGGCUUUACUUCCCUGUUGGAAGCACUGCUGAGUUCUGUAAACUCAAAUAAACAGAAGUCAUUUAAGAAACAGUGGAUUAAAUUCUGUGUUUUGAUCUGAAAUGUAUUUUUUUCUCCAUCAUUGUUGCUGAGAGCUGAUUUUUCUUUUCAUGUCUUCACUGCACAGAGAUCAGCUGUCAGUCAAACACUAUGGCUGGUACUUUGACAUCUUCUCAUUAGUUGUGCUGUAAAUGUUUGAGUUUCUUUAGGUGGCGCUCCUUCCUGUGUCUGUUUAACCAUGGAGGCUGUCACUGCUCAUGAUGAUGUUUCUUUACCUCAACUGAUAUUUCUCUGUGUGAAAUUGUAAAUGUCUCUAUGUUCUAAAUGUUUGUUCAAUAUUUGUUUGAUGCAUUUGUAUGUUGUUGUUUCUCCUCCACUGCAUGGGUCUUCAGAUAAAAAUCACCAGAGCUUUUUUUAUCAUAGAUAUUUUGUUACAAUUUGUAAAUUUGUAAUAAGCACUUUAAUGAGGCUACAUUUACAUUAAUUUUGUCAGCAAAACAAGUGUUGUUGUUGUUGUCUAAAGCGAUGUACAAAUGAAGUGCUAUGAUGUAUUAUAAACACUGGUCGUGUGGAUGAAGUGAAUCUGUACAUUAAAUCAUUGAACAACAGUCAUGUA